This is a messenger RNA of Salvelinus sp. IW2-2015, 774 nucleotides long. NCBI's taxonomy places the organism in Eukaryota, Metazoa, Chordata, Actinopteri, Salmoniformes, Salmonidae. The record is from RefSeq and is a predicted model, not a curated record.
GACAGAGGCUCCACUCAGGGAUCCAGUCUGCAGCCCAGAUCCUUCUCUUCACAGUCUCAGUGCAGGGAUGAAGCCGGGCCUUGGGCUGAUAGAGAUAGACCCUCCUGUUCCUAUGAUACAAACACCACAGUAUCCAUGAUGAACAGAGCAGGUUACCCUGAGUUUCAGCCUUCACAGAGAGUGACAGGAGACCCCCCUGGUGGGAGUCUAACAGGAAGUGUGUCUUCUCCUUCAGGGUCACAUCUAAUGCCUGGUGACUGGGUUCAUAGAAGGCCUGGACCUGGGUCUAGUCUUCCCCAGUUACCUCCUGGUUACCCCACCAAUACAGACAGGGUCAGGAUGGGCAUUCACAACAAGAGGUACCUAGCCUAUAACACAGAACACAAUUCCAACAACACCCAGACAAUGGCUAAAGGUCAAGGAAGGAGUUCAAAGAUUAACCACCUGAGGGUGGUGGCUCCUGCUUCUACCUCCUCAGGUGUCAUUGGGUCACAACGUGGGAGGUCGAGCAUUAGGACGGACGCCGACAAGCUGUACAUCUGCCCAACGUGUGGGAAGCGCUUUGCUAAAGCAAACUAUGUGAAGGAGCACCAGACCAUUCACACCAAGGAGAGGCCCUUCAAGUGUAAGCUGUGUUACAAGAGCUUCUCCUUCCUGAGUAACCUUAUCAGACAUAGGAGUGUCCACAAUGGAGAGAAGCCCUUCAGCUGUACCCAGUGUCACAUGCGCUUUGCCCAUGCUGGCAACCUGAAGAGGCACCAGAAGGGAAUCUGA